AUAUUAGGAUCUUAUCUGUUGAAGCGAUGACAGGUGGGUGUAGUAUCGUAUGGUUUAGGAGAGAUCUGAGGGUAGAAGAUAACCCUGCUUUAGCUGCUGGUGUAAGAUCAGGUAAAGUGAUACCAGUGUUCAUAUGGGCACCUGAAGAAGAAGGUCAUUAUUACCCAGGAAGGGUAUCAAGAUGGUGGCUUAAACAGAGUUUAUCUUUGCUUGAUUCAUCUUUGAAGAAUCUUGGAACUUCUCUUAUCACAAAACGAUCUUCCGAUAGUGUUUCUUCUCUUCUUGAUGUCAUUAAAUCCACUGGUGCUACACAGCUCUUUUUUAACCACUUAUAUGAUCCAUUAUCUCUGGUUAGGGAUCAUAGAGCGAAGGAGAUUUUGAGUGAAAAUGGGGUUUUAGUGCGUUCAUUUAAUGCGGAUUUGUUAUAUGAACCAUGGGAAGUUCUUGAUGAUGAAGGUCGACCUUUUACUACAUUUGCAGCGUUUUGGGAAAGGUGUCUUAGCAUGCCUUAUGAUCCUGAGCCUCCUCAACUUCCACCUAAAAGAAUAAUCUCAGGUGACGUGUCUAAAUGCCCUUCAGACACGUUAGUUUUCGAAAACGAAUCAGAGAAAGGAAGCAAUGCACUUCUAUCUCGAGCAUGGACGCCGGGAUGGAGCAAUGGAAACAAAGCCCUAACAGCUUUCAUCAACGGGCCAUUACUGCAUUACUCCGUUAACCGGAGAAAAGCCGAUAGCGCCACCACUUCCUUCCUUUCCCCCCACCUCCAUUUCGGUGAAGUUAGCGUCAGAAAAGUUUUCCACCAAGCUCGAAUUAAACAAAUCCUCUGGGCAAACGAAGGUAACAAAUCCGGUGAAGAAAGCGUUAAUCUUUUCCUCAAAUCCAUCGGUCUUCGUGAAUACUCAAGGUAUGGAGACAAGGUAGAACAGGGUACCCUUUGGUUGAUGCGGGGAUGCGAGAACUUUGGGCUACUGCUUCCAUGGAGAUGGGGGAUGAAAUAUUUCUGGGAUACUUUGUUAGAUGCUGAUCUUGAAAGUGAUGCUCUCGGUUGGCAAUACAUCUCCGGUAGUCUACCUGAUAGUCAUGAGCUUGAACGCAUCGACAAUCCCCAGAUUGAGGGGUAUAAAUUUGACCCAAAUGGUGAAUACGUAAGAAGAUGGCUGCCGGAGCUUUCUAGACUACCAACUGAAUGGAUCCACCACCCAUGGAACGCACCGGAAUACGUGCUUCAAGCUGCCGGAAUUGAGCUCGGAUCCAAUUACCCUCUUCCGAUUGUGAAAAUCGAUACAGCACAAACUCGAUUACAACAAGCACUUACACAAAUGUGGCAACACGAAGCCAAUUCCAGAGCUGUUCUUGAAAACGGAAUCGAAGAAGGACUAGGUGAUUCCACCGAUGAUACUCCGAUUGCUUUCCCACAAGACAUGCAAAUGGAAACGGAACAUGAUAACCUCGGGAACCGUGUAACAACCACAAUCCGCCAUUACGAAGAUCAAAUGGUACCUAGUUUGACUGUGACGACAUCUCUGUUUAGAGGAACAGAACAAGAAGAAGAAGAAGAGGAAGAAUCGUCCACAGAUCAUAGAAUCGCCGGACACGAUGAUAGGAGAGCUGAAGUUCCCGAUGAUGAUGAUAUGAAUCUGGAAUCGGGAAGAGAAGGAAUUCAAUCGGUGAUUCCACAGUUUAAUAACCAGAUAGAUCUGAGGAGCAUUAAUGGAGGUGGUGGUGGUUCACAUUCACCGGCGGAAUCUUCAAGUGGGACAAGUUUUAGGCGGGAAAGAGAUGGAGUUAUGGUGCCUGUGUGGUCGCCUGGAAAUUCAGAUACUUCUUCUUAUUUGCAGAGGCAUCCACAGUCGCAUCAAGUAAUCAACUGGAGACAACUUUCUCAAACCGGGUAAUCUGAGAAGUUAGGAGCUGAAAGAUCUGGAAAGAUAGUUUUUCCAUUUAUGAUUCAUGUGCUGUUUAUAUAUAUAAAGAAAAAAAGUGUUUUAGACAUAAGAAUUCUGGAGUGCAUUAGAAACCCAGAUUUUUUUUUUAAUAUUAUAUUCAUGGAAUUGUUGUUGUACUAUAGCGUACAAUCUAUCAAUGCAAUGUGUGGGGGUGAUUGAUCAUAUCAUGAUCACUAUAACAAAACUUUUACUUUUACACCAUGGAUUGUGAAUAAAUAUUGUUGUAAAUGUUCUUGGUGCUUUCGACUUCGAUGUCUUGAUUUUCUUGAUUUGAUUGUCGUAGAAGAGCGUAUAAAAUGGUUGCGGUUAUUGAUCCUAGGAUAGGGGCAAUAACGUAAAUCCAC
Molecule: messenger RNA, 2290 nt
Organism: Lactuca saligna
Lineage: Eukaryota; Viridiplantae; Streptophyta; Magnoliopsida; Asterales; Asteraceae
Source: the annotation of a GenBank genome assembly